Folsomia candida is the source of this 2091-nucleotide messenger RNA. It is a transcript of the gene Scm, whose product is annotated as polycomb protein Scm. Gene Ontology annotation, cellular component: nucleus. Bases 164 to 2032 code for a protein of 622 amino acids. Gene Ontology annotation, molecular function: zinc ion binding; protein binding. The record is from RefSeq and is a predicted model, not a curated record. NCBI's taxonomy places the organism in Eukaryota, Metazoa, Arthropoda, Collembola, Entomobryomorpha, Isotomidae. The transcript has 6 exons. Gene Ontology annotation, biological process: regulation of DNA-templated transcription.
UUAAAUAAUUAACCAACUCACCACCCUCUUUGGGUCCAAGCCCGGGAUUCCCCCCUCCCCCCCGUUCCCGGGAGCUGUGAGGCGGUCGUGGAUCUCGACAUCAGCGAACACAACCCGCCUCCGCCACCACCAUCCCCUCGACACAACAAAUAAUAAAGAUAAGAUGGUCGGAAAGAAGCACCCCACCUGCGUCUGGUGCUCGGAAACCAAGGAAACCCUGAAAUACGUCCUCCCCACGCAAAAUGGGAAGAAAGAGUUCUGCUCGGAAGUGUGCUUGGCAGAGUUUCGACGAGCCUACAGCAAGGGCGCCUGCACCCACUGCGACACCCCCCUGCAUUCCACCCCAUCCUCCACCACCCCCACCCCCAGCAGUAAUACAAUUCAAAAACCCAUAAAACUCGAGGACACCUCUACGAAAACGAUAAAAGAAUUCUGCACCUCCGACUGCCUUUCCAAGUACCAAAAAAACCUCCAGCAAAAAGGCUUGAAAAAAUCCCAGCACAAUUUCUACGCGAACCCCGUGCUCGAAAACGCCCCCUUCGACUGGGACGAGUACCUCAAAACCACCAAGAGUAUCGCUGCUCCAAAGUCCUUUUUCAAACAGUCCCCCGCCCCCCCACCCACGGAUUUCGCCACGUCAAUGAAAUUAGAAGCGAUCGACCCCAGGAACACGACGUCCACCUGCAUCGCUACUGUCAUUGGGUCGAUCGGACCCCGCCUACGCUUGCGGUUAGACGGCUCGGAUUCGUCCAACGACUUCUGGAGGAUGGUGGACUCCUCGGAAAUUCAGCCCAUCGGGACGACGGAGAGGAACGGGGGGAUGCUCCAGCCCCCUUUGGGGUUUCGGUUAAAUGCGAGUUUCUGGCCAAUGUUCCUUUGUAAGACGUUGAAUGGGGCGGAGAUGGCGAAGGGGGAGUGUUUCAAAGAGGAGCCUUUGGGGGUUAGGUUUAAUUUCUUUAAAGUGGGGAUGAAGUUGGAGGCGGUGGAUAGGAAGAAUCCCCAUUUGAUUUGUGUGGCGAGUGUGGGAAACGUCAAUGGUGACCAGAUAUUCGUAACGUUCGAUGGAUGGCGGGGGGCUUUUGAUUACUGGACGAGGUUUGACUCGAGGGAGAUUUUUCCUGUGGGGUGGUGCGGGUUGGCCGGGCAUCCCCUUCAGCCGCCGGGAUCCACCCCCACCACGACGCACCACUCGUCCCCCUCCUCCCUCACCCCCACAUCCCACUCAUCCCCCCAUCACCAUCCCACCCCCCAAACCCUCGCCCCCUCCUCAACCACCUCUCCCCUGACCUCAUCCACCCCCCAAUCUCACCCCACCCCACCCUCCCCCCCACAACCCCCCUUGACCCUCCACCUGACCCCCCACCUCUGCUGCACCCCAGGCCAUCUGGACCUUCAGAAACUCUCUUCGAUCCCCACGCUUAUCGGUCCCUCCUCCUCCAACGAAGUCUUGAAUCAAUUCGUCCUCAUUUUAAAAUCGAUAUUGACCAAGGGGAAUUUAAUCGAGUUCCGAACGUACGACUCGUAUCUCGAGCAGGGGGAUUUCUGGGCGGAGGUCGUGGCGUUGCUGAGGAUCGUCGGGUGCUGUGAUGGGUUGGUCAGGGGGACCAGUGAGGAACAUGAAGAGAAUGGGGAGUAUACUGGGAGUAGUGGUGUGGGGAGGAGGUGCGGGGGACGGUGCAGGUUCGAAAAAAGGGUCAAAGUUGAGAAUGGCGGGGGCGGGGGGCAGAGAAAAAGGAGUAAUUCCACUGCGUCGACGAUUGUUGUGGAAAAUAAUUCCUCUGGGGGCGGUGGGGGGGAAAAGAAGAAGAAAAAAGACCCCUCGGAAUGGACCGUUGAUGACGUCAUUGAUUACAUUUGUGACGCGGAUGAGAGCAUGCGGGGGUGCGUUCAGGUUUUUAGGAAACAUGAAAUCGACGGGAAGGCGAUGCUGCUCCUGAACUCUGACGUAAUGAUGAAGUACAUGGGUCUCAAACUAGGACCUGCAUUAAAAAUUUGCAAUAUUUUAAAAUUAGUUGGUGGGAGGGGGAAAUGAAUUUUGUUAUAUUUUUUUUUCUGGAGCACGGACAAAUAAAUAGAAAAAUAUUUUGAUAA